Molecule: messenger RNA, 1623 nt
Organism: Anopheles coluzzii
Lineage: Eukaryota; Metazoa; Arthropoda; Insecta; Diptera; Culicidae
Product: xylosyltransferase oxt-like
Exons: 1
Coding region: 1-1623 (540 amino acids)
Biological process (GO): chondroitin sulfate proteoglycan biosynthetic process; heparan sulfate proteoglycan biosynthetic process
Cellular component (GO): membrane
Molecular function (GO): protein xylosyltransferase activity
Source: RefSeq, a predicted model, not a curated record
AUGAAGCACCUGCUCAGCCUGCCGUCGUGGAAUCCUGACUUUAUUCUUAACAUGAGCGAAAGUGACUUUCCUAUCAAAACGAUUACCAAGCUAACACAACUCCUGACCGCCAAUCGGGGACGAAACUUCGUCCUAAUGCAGAGAAUGGUAACGGUGGACGAGUUUAUCAGCAGGGCAGGUUACGAUAAGCAGUUUGUUGAGUGUGAAAAUCGAAUGUGGCUGAUCGGUGAUCGUGCCCCGCCGAGCGGUAUUGUGACGAAUGGUAGCAAUGAUUGGUUUUGUCUAUCCAGUGACUUUGUACGCUACUUUUUGGAUACAAGCCAUGACCUGGUGGCGAAAAUGAUGGCCAUCAUGGAGCAUACGGUACACAGCACGGAAAGCUUUUUCGGCCAAAUGCUACAAAACUCUCCCUUCUGUGAAACGCACUACGACAGCACCUUGCGGCUUAUUAGUUGGGUGCGUGGCAAGGGCUGCCCAAAGGGUCGCUCGGUCGAGUGGACGGGAUGUAGCCCACUGACCACACGGCGGAGUAGUUUUCCCAAUAUUCAGCGACACCUAACGGAAAGCAUUUAUGCGGUGCGAAAAAUCAAUCCCAUCUACGAGCAAAUGAUUGUGCUCAUGAUUGAAGAGUAUGCGUACGGAAAGUAUCCUUCGGGUGUGCCGAAUCUGAAUGCCUACUGGCAAAGCGUUUAUCACCAUGAGGAUGCAAAGCACGAGGCAAGAAUGAGUUCCGUUUUAAAUGUUGCACACGUGCUGCUCUAUAUCAAUGCGCAGGAAAACCAGUUCGAGCGAUACGAAGUGUUGAAAGUGUUGGAAAUAACACAUUACUUUAAUCGAAACACAUUUGAAGGGUUUUUAAUACGACAUGCUGCACUGUUGAACGAUCAUCGCCUCGAGCUGGAAGUGUUUGUGAAGCCGAAAGACACCUUUCAGCCUCACCGGGCGGUAGUGAAACAACUGGCCAACUUUAAGCUGCAAAUUUCAAACACGAUCGAUUGGGUCGAUAAUGAGGUAAUCGAUUUUGAUCGAGUGCUCACUGUUGAUAAACAGCCUGUGCUAAUGUUUCAGUUUCCAAAAUAUAAAACCCUUGCGCAAACGAUUAGCCAUAACAUUAGCGUCGAGUGGAUUAAUCCUCGCCAACGAUUGGUUACGGUUGAACGGUACACAAUCGAGCAAGAACCCAACGUAAUCGAUAACCAGCCGCUUGAAAGCACUGCUCUGAAAACGCCCCUCGUUCCCGGUGUAUGGAAAGCGAAAGUUUCUGUUAAUGCGACCUAUGUUGGAAUGAUUGAUUUUCUGGUAGUCAAAAAUAAGCCAAUUGUACAAAAGCAGGCUUCCACCACAACUACUGACGCUUGUGUUCGACCACGUGGUAUUCUCUCUGCUGCAAGCACCACGUGCCAACUGAGCAAUGCAGAUUAUGUGCUGCGAAAACAGUUUCGUUUUAGGGCAAACGUUGUGCAAAUGUAUCAGCUCGAGAGCACGUGCCUCGUGGAUAGCGGUGGGAUAGCGCCGGAGCAGUUUACACAUAAGCCGUUGGAACGGUGUAACUCUACACUGUGGAGCAGUUUUGCUCCAGAUCCGAAAAGUGACGUCCAUUAUCGGUGGAAGCAAAGUGGUUAG